AGGCGGUGUCGAUGGAUCAAGUGAGAAGCAUUGUUGACAGGCUGUGCCUUUACCAUAAAUAAACCGAACCAUUGCCUGAUGUUUGAGUGUUGCAGAAGUGAGUUGCGUGAGUAUGCGCAUUUGUGUCGAACUGAGAAACAACAAUUAAUUUGUUUAGUAACAAAAGAGAUGCUGUUAUUUUUGCAUUGAUUGCAGCAGAAAAGAGAAGAUUGCAAGAAACCUAGUUUAGGUACCCUUCUGGAAUAGAAUGCAAAACAUAUUUAGUUCCAACUUCCAAUAUAUAUAGAACAUUUUCUCCCUGUAGCUCUAUGGAAUCAACAGAAGAUGCACCAGCUGAUAUUGAAAGCAAAGAGGUAGAAAAGCAAGAAUUGGAAGAAAACAAAGAGACUCCAGAUGAGUUGAAAAUAGAUGAGGUGAAAAUAGAUGAGGUGAAAAUAGAUGAGGUGAAAAUAGAUGGGGAAUCUCCAAAGGAGGUUACAAAAGCUGCUGAUGACAUAUUUGAAAAUGUCAGUGAUGACGAUGGAGAUAUCUUUGCAAAUCCUACUGUAGAAACAGUUGAAAUUGCAAAAAAACCGCUUCAUACGGAAAGUGAUCUUUUUGACGAUGUCAGUGAAGGCGAAGAUUUGUUUGAUAACACUGUCGAAGAGGAGGCCUCAAAGAAAGAACACAUUUUUGAGGAGGCCUCAAAGGAAGAACACAUAUUUGAGGAGGCCUCAAAGGAAGAACACAUAUUUGAGGAGGCCUCAAAGGAAGAACACAUAUUUGAGGAGGCCUCAAAGGAAGAACACAUAUUUGAGGAGGCCUCAAAGGAAGAACACAUAUUUGAGGAGGCCUCAAAGGAAGAACACAUAUUUGGCAUUGACGAGGAUGAUCAGAAGGAUGACAAAGAUGACCUUGCUGGUAUUGAUGACAAAGAUUUGUUUACUGGUAACUCACAGCAAUGUGAUUUGUUUGAUGAUGAUGAUGAUGAUGAUGAUGACGAAGAUACAAUUGAAAGCAAUAUGCAAGGUGCUAUUCCAGUUCGCAUGAAUUCAGAUCACGACCAGGUCCCAUUUAACACACCUGCUGUCGGGUGUGCACUGGAUGAUGCACGCACUACAGCUCUGCUAAAUGCAGCCAAGGAGUCAGCUCAACAGAACCUUCAAAAAACAGAAACUUUGCCUGCUGUGAAUGGGGAAACCAAAAAGUCAAAGGUUAAGGUCAACAUUGCAAUAACAAGUUUUACUCGUAUAGGCGAGGGUUACAAUAGUUACAUAGUGUACACAAUCCAAGCAACGUCUGAGGCGAGUCCAGAGACGACAGUACAGCGGCGGUUCAGUGAUUUUGUAGUUCUGCACCAGCUUCUAAUAGAGAACUACUUACCUCGCGGUGUAAUAGUUCCUCCAGCUCCGGAGAAGAACUUCAUGGGAACUGCUAAAGUGAGGUUCGGAGGAAACAACCAGUCCGCUGAGGAUCAGAGUCACUUUAUUAGGAGGAGAAAAGCAGCUCUAGAGAGGUAUCUGAAGAGGUUGAUGGGGCACUAUCUUAUCUGCAAGGACGAAACUCUGAGACGAUUCAUGCAAGAAGAAGAUCCCCCACGACCUAAUCCUAACGCUUCAGGCAUCAAAGGUUUUAUGAAGAACAUGGAGAGUAUGGUAUCUAAAGUAACGGCAAGGAUUAACGAGGUAGAUGAGUGGUAUGAAGAUAAGCAACAACACAUAUUGGAGCUUGAAGAGACCCUAAAGAAACUGUUGGUGGUGGUUGAUAACAUGGUAGGCAACAGAAGAGACCUUGCUAACAAGUCUGGUGCCAUGGCUGCUAGUUGUUUACAUCUAGGGGAAGGAGAAGAUAACGCCUCGUUACGACGUGCUGUAACAAAACUAUCCGAACUGGAAACAAAGAUGGAAGCGGUUCACGUUGAGCAAUCAGACAACGAUUUAUUCACUUUUGGAGAGACUAUAAAAGACUACAUUUCUAUCAUCCAAUCUGCUAAGGCUGCAUUUGACGAGAGAGUGAAAAUAUUUUCCACAUGGGAAUCAGCCCAGUCGACACUAGCCAAGAAGAGAGAAGCUAAAAAUAAAGCUACUGCUCAGGGGAGAGCUGAUAGAGUAGCCCAAUGUGAGGAGGAUAUUAAAUUUUGGGAAGGCAAAGUGGAGAAGUGUCAGGAAGAUUUUGAACUUAUCAGCAAAAAUUUGAAAGACGAAAUCAGAAUAUUUGAGGAAGUUUGGGUAAGAGAAGUGAAGGAAGCAGUUACCGCGUACUUCCAGAAAACUAUUGACUGUCAGAAACAGAUUGUUGGACACUGGAAGGAAUUCUUACCCGAAGCCAAAAUCAUAAACUGAAUAAUAUAAUAGACGUUGGCUCAGGUAUAAUUCAUCAUGCCAUUUUCAUUUAGUUUGACUUUUUGACUUGAAAAUAGAAUCAGCCUUAUUUCUGUAUCUUUUUGUCUUAAUGUAAAGGGGUUGCGAAUUUACCACAGUUAAGUACUGUUGCUGCUGGCAGUUGAUAAAUCUUUAUAGAUCCCUAAUUUUAUCGUAAACUGAUAACAAAAUUAUUGAUUAACUAUUUUGAGAAUGAUUAGCUUUUAUAAUUGUUAUGAUUGAUGCUUUGUUUUAAAUAAA
Molecule: messenger RNA, 2600 nt
Organism: Bolinopsis microptera
Lineage: Eukaryota; Metazoa; Ctenophora; Tentaculata; Lobata; Bolinopsidae
Product: sorting nexin-2-like
Exons: 13
Coding region: 309-2321 (670 amino acids)
Biological process (GO): early endosome to Golgi transport
Cellular component (GO): endosome membrane; endosome
Molecular function (GO): phosphatidylinositol binding
Source: RefSeq, a predicted model, not a curated record